AUGUUAAUGCCAUCAAUUCUCGUGUUAUUGGUAACUUUUCAUGGAUUUUCUGCUGGUUUUCUAGCUAAUCCUGGAGAUGGAGAUGAGAUCAUGGCAGAGAUUUCACACCUCCGCCAAGCAAUCCAGGAAUUAUCUACCCAGGUAAAGUCUUCCUGUGGGUGUGCUUCUACCUUAAAACCUCGUUGUCCUGACGGUUGGGAGAUGUUUGACAGUUCCUGUUAUUAUUUUGGUGUUGUUCCGAAAGCAUGGCAGGAUGCAGAGGUCGCCUGUGAAAGACUCGGCGGCCAUCUUGCAACCGUUCAUUCUUCAGAGGAAGAACAAUUUAUCCUGGAUUACGUACUCCGCGAGAGGAAAGCCUUGGUGGACAUGUCACAUGGUUAUACUUGGCUCGGGGGACACGACUUCUUACAGGAAGGCAAUUGGAUGUGGAUAACAGAUGAGGUGUUUAACUAUACAAACUGGAGAGUGACGAAUCCGGCCAGCAAUCAAGCGGAGGAUUGUAUGGAUUUGAGUGGUGGAGGGUGGAACGAUAACACGUGUUCAUAUAAACUGAAUUAUGUCUGUGAAAGGAAGACUUUCUAAAUGACGGAUAUUAC
Messenger RNA from Saccostrea echinata, 596 nucleotides. RefSeq names its product perlucin-like protein. The coding region runs from base 1 to 582 and encodes 193 amino acids. Gene Ontology annotation, molecular function: signaling receptor activity. The record is from RefSeq and is a predicted model, not a curated record. Lineage: Eukaryota; Metazoa; Mollusca; Bivalvia; Ostreida; Ostreidae. The transcript has a single exon.